AUGUCGAAAUCUAAAGAAGGUUGGUUAAAAAUUAAACUACAUAAUCAAAUCAAAUGGCAUCGUCGAUAUUGUAUUAUUGAUUGGGAUAAAGCAAUUUUAUUUACUGCAUCAAGAGCUGAUACACGUUAUAGAGAUUGGAUUAGACUUUCGCCAAAUAUUAUUAUUAAUGAUUGUGAUAGUUCCUCAAUUAAUAAUGAUAUAAAUAAUAAUAAUUUAUCAAUUAGUAUUACUGAAACAAUUACUAAUAAUGUAACAGCUACACAUUUAUUACAAACAGAAACAAAAAAUGAUUAUGAUAGUUGGCUAUUAGCAUUGAAACAAAGAGCAUAUAGUCAAAUUGGUGGUGGUAUAUUUGGACAAUCAUUAGAGAAUACUUAUAAAUUUGCCCCAGAUAAAUCUUCUCUUGUACCUUUAAUUGUCCGACAAUGUUGUGAAUAUUUACUUGAACAUGGUUCAACAUUUGUUGGUUUAUUUCGUGUUCCCGGUAAACAAUCUGCAAUAAAAGAAUUACGUGAUAUGUAUGAUCGUGGUUUAUCUAUUGAAUUAAAGCAAUGUUAUUCACCUGCAACAAUAUCAUCUCUAUUAAAAAUCUAUUUACAAUCUUUACCUGAAUCAAUAAUUCCAACAAAAUGCUUUGAUGAUUUUCUUGAAAUAGGUUCACGUUUUAAAUAUAAUCAAACAAAUGAUUUAAAUCGUUUAAAACAAUUAAUUGAAACAAAUCUUUCAAAUAUAAACUAUGCUACUUUAGCAUAUUUAUGUUUAUUUUUAAAAAAAUUAACUGAUCAUGUUGAAAUAACGAAAAUGGAUACAGAUAAUUUAGCUGUUGUUUUUGGAAAUAAUCUUAUUCGACCAAUAGAAGAUCUUGAUCUUAAUAUGAUUAAAGGACAUAAUUAUAAUUUACUUCCUUUAAUUAAAGUAUUAAUUGAUCAUAGUGAAUAUCUUUUUUCGGUAAAUCAAUCAAAUGAUACAACAUAUGAACAAAAAACUGAAUCGGUAACAAAAUCAAGUGGAUUUUCAUCAUUUUCAUCAUUAUUAUCAGCAAAUGAUCAUCAUGUAACAGCCAAUUCUCGUUCAUCAUCAAUGCCAUCAAUACUUAUGGAAACAUUUUCAUCUUAUGAUAGUAGAAAUUCGAGUCUUGAAAAUUCAACUGAUAUGAAUAAUGUUAAACAAAGAAAAAUCUCAUUUACUGAAAAACCAACUGAUUAUGCAACAGAUCAUUUCAAUAAAAGACGAACAUAUUUAGAUACAAAUCAAAAUCAAAUAAAUAUUCGACCAAAAAGAUAUGGAAGUAUUGAUUUGUUAGAUAUAAAAAAAGAUGAACAUAAUGUUAAACAUAAUCAAAGAUCAUUGGAUGAUAUUAUCGUUGAACAAAGACAAAAAACAGAUAAUACAUCUCGUCCAAUAUCAAUAAUUGAUCCGCCAAUGACAAUCCGUAAAAUGGAAAAAAUGCCCGUCAAAAGAGGUUUAGCCAAUAAAUUUGGUAAAUCAUUUUUUAGUUUUAAAUCAACAAUGUCAAAAGCGUUACAAUCAUCGCAUACAUCAUCAUCGAAUGAAAAUGAAUCUCAAACAAUUGAUUCACCAUCAUCGACUUCUCAAUCCGAAUCGAAAACAUUCGAUUAUCAAUUAUCAAAUAAUUCUUCUUUAAAACAAUUACAAAAUGAUGUUGAUAUAUUAAAAGAAUUAUUAGAACAAAAAGAAUUAACAAUUAUUGAAUUACGAAAAAAUUCCUAUGAAGAACGUUUACAAUUUGAUCAUGAAAAACUUGAAUUAAAUCAAAAAAUUGAACAAUUACAAAAUCAAAAUAUACAACUACAAAAGCAAUUGAAUAUGCAAUAA
Adineta steineri is the source of this 1836-nucleotide messenger RNA. NCBI's taxonomy places the organism in Eukaryota, Metazoa, Rotifera, Eurotatoria, Adinetida, Adinetidae. The record is from the annotation of a GenBank genome assembly.